AUGUUAUGGAGCCAAAUAAUGAUCAAAGCUAUGUUAAUAACUCCAAUGUUCAACAUAAAGAUGAGUGGCCUUCUUUUGAGCAUCAAUCUACAGUUCUCGUGUCCUCCGUUGUUGAUGUCCAUCCAAGUUGAGUAUUAUGCAAACUUAUCUAACUUUGUUGAAGCUAGUAGGCAAUUGAAGAACCAUGGAGAUCAUUUUGUUGCUGAAGAUGGCCCUGUUGAGAGUGAGAAUCAUGACAGUGUUGGAUCUGCUUCUAUUCCCACUAAAAUUAUAUCUGAUGAUAAUCAAGAAAGUGCUUCUACAUUUGACGAUAGUUUGUAUGAGGACCUAAAUUAUUAUCAGUCUCAUCGGCAUCCUUUUGAUGAUAAUGAAGCUGAAAAUGGCGCUUCAUCAGUGGCUGCAAACUUAAAGCAGCUGAAUAUACACAGAAAUGAUCAAGGGACAGAACCAGAGGAAGACAAUUCUGAUGUACUUAUUCCAAAUCAUCUACAACUUCAUACUCCAGAAUGCUUUAGUUUGAGCUUUGGUAGUUUUGGAUAUAAACAAAAUGUCGCCGCUAUUUCUGAUGCUGGAACACAUACAUCUAGGCCCUUACAAGGCAACUUGGAUGAGGCUUCUGGAGCUAAUAAUGUUUCAACUAUUGGGUUCUCAGAUGCCAACAAUCACGACUAUUAUGGGGAUGAGGCUUUAAAACCGGAACCCUCUGAAACUGCUCAGAAAAAUCAAUAUUCAUUUCCUUCAUCUUCGCACGAGUUUACCUAUGAAAUGCCGAGAAACCAGAAAUUCACCACGUGUCGCAAUCUACCUCAACUCACCUCAUUCCUUCACUAG
Messenger RNA from Vicia faba (fava bean), 831 nucleotides. Lineage: Eukaryota; Viridiplantae; Streptophyta; Magnoliopsida; Fabales; Fabaceae. The record is from the annotation of a GenBank genome assembly.